This is a messenger RNA of Aphanomyces astaci, 519 nucleotides long. RefSeq lists its product as hypothetical. Gene Ontology annotation, cellular component: intracellular membrane-bounded organelle; membrane. The record is from RefSeq and is a predicted model, not a curated record. NCBI's taxonomy places the organism in Eukaryota, Oomycota, Saprolegniomycetes, Saprolegniales, Verrucalvaceae. The transcript has a single exon. Gene Ontology annotation, molecular function: heme binding. The coding region runs from base 81 to 458 and encodes 125 amino acids.
CCAAGGGCCACACAAUAUGAACUCAUUGCUCAAUUUCCCUGGACAUACCCACACCAUACCAAUAUAUCAAUCCACACAUCAUGGUUGCCUCGUCCGCCAAAGUAUUUACCCUCGAACAAGUCGCCGCACACAACAAAGAGUCUGACUGCUGGAUCGUCAUCGGACGGCCAGGCGCCAAGAAGGUUUACGACUUCACGCCGUUCGUCAACGACCACCCUGGCGGCCCAGAGCUCGUGCUCACACAAGCUGGCACGGACGUGAACGAGCUGUUCGAAGACAUUGGGCACACCACGGACGCGCUAGCGUUGAUGGACAAGAUGUGCAUCGGCACCCUAUACGAAGCGCCAGUUGACCCGACCAAAGCCGCUAAUGCCAACAUCGCAGGUGCCCCGUCCGACAACUACUUUAUCUACGUGUGUGUCGUGGUGGUCGCCGCGGCCGCGUACCUUCAGUAUUAAGUGAGCAUUUCACUGGUAGCAUAAUAAGUUUAUAUAACUGUAAGUCCAUUUUCCGACCCAA